Patella vulgata (common limpet) is the source of this 12075-nucleotide messenger RNA. RefSeq names its product protein phosphatase 1 regulatory subunit 12C. Gene Ontology annotation, cellular component: cytoplasm. Gene Ontology annotation, molecular function: enzyme inhibitor activity; phosphatase regulator activity; protein kinase binding. The transcript is spliced from 25 exons. The record is from RefSeq and is a predicted model, not a curated record. Bases 36 to 3290 code for a protein of 1084 amino acids. Gene Ontology annotation, biological process: signal transduction. NCBI's taxonomy places the organism in Eukaryota, Metazoa, Mollusca, Gastropoda, Patellidae.
ACUUGGUAACGGUGCGCAAACGUCUUCCAAAGGUAAUGGCGGACGAAAAACAAAUGAGUGCACUAUUUAGGCGUAACGAACAAUUGAAACGGUGGGAGGAUUCUGAGACUAAUCGAGUUUCUUCUUCCAUUCGGGAAGAAAGAUUAAGAGUCAAAUUUCAAGAUGGAUGUAUAUUCCUGGCUGCUUGCUCGAGCAGCGAUACGGAAGAAGUUAAGAAACUUUUAGACCGAGGGGCUGACAUAAACACUUCGAAUAUCGACGGUCUUACAGCUUUGCACCAGGCAUGUAUUGAUGACAACCAGGAUAUGGUAGAGUUUCUCGUAGAUAAUGGAGCUGAAGUUGAUGUUUGUGAUAAUGAAGGCUGGACACCAUUACAUGCUACAGCAUCUUGUGGUUUCACAGAAAUAGCCAGAUAUUUGAUCAAGCGUGGAGCUAAUGUAGCAGCUGUAAAUAACGAUGGCGAUUUACCCAUGGAUAUUUGUGAAGAUGAAGAAAUGGAGAAUUUAUUACAGAAAGAAAUGGAUGAACAAGGUAUUGAUGCCGAAUUAGCUCGACAAGAAGAAGAAGAGAGAAUGUUAGCAGACGCUAAUCAAUGGUUAAACAGUAAAAACGUGAAAGAGAAAAAGCAUACAAAGACUGGUGCUACAGCCUUACAUGUCGCCGCAGCUAAAAGUUAUAUAAAAGUCAUGGAGAUAUUAAUACAGGCAGGUGUAGAUGUAAAUGCUCGUGAUAACGAUGGUUGGACGCCAUUACAUGCCGCAGCCCACUGGGGACAAGAAGAAUCCUGUCAAAUUCUCGUAGAUAAUAUGUGUGAUAUGGACAUUAAAAAUAACGCUGGCCAGAGUGCUUUCGAACUGGCUGAUGCGGAAAUGGUUCGUGUUUUAGAAGAUUUAAAGAAAAAACAAAUUACGUUACGCGAUAAAGCCCCUACUGGUGAUGAAAUUAUAUCUACGAAAGGUUCAGCACACAAGAGAAGAAGUUCGGUAACCCGUAUGAGUGGUGAUCAGAAAGCUAACGUGAUAUUAAAAGCAUCUGAAGAAGAACGAGCAGCAUUAUUUAAAACAUCAGAUGAUAAAGAAACACGUCAUAGUGAUGAAGAAGACCAUGAAACAGAACGACAAAAUAAAAUAAACAAAAAGUCCUCGACUACCGCUCCUACGUCUCUUGAGGAGAGACCAACCAUUCUAAAACCGGAAAUGCCAAAAAUAGACGAGGAUGCCGAACUUACCGGAAAACUCCCCACAUCAUCAAGCGUGACACCCACGGUAACUAACGAGGUGAUACAGCCGACAACACCAGUAAUCAAGGUCCCCGAACCUUCACCCCCACCAGCCCCUACACCAGACCCUCCCACACAAACUCCCCCCGUCAAAACUGAAGAACCAGUUGAGCCCCCUACCUCUAAACCAGUAGUCCCUGUCCCCGAACCCACACCAAUAGUCACUCUGACACCCGAGGUUACAGAGGUUACGCCCCCUCGAGAUGAAACCCCUACUCCAGCCCCUGAAACGCCGUCAACCCCGGCAGUGGUAUUAGAGGAAACUGAGGGUCAUUUACGCUUCACAACUACGUCGUCCAUAACUCCCAAGAUCAACGUUUUCAACUGGCGUAGAUCGUUAGAUAAGACUGGUAGUUCUUAUCUACCUAUCGAUAAAACUUUACGCUCACGGUCCACAUCAGAUAUUUACACAAGUGAGAAAGAAGGAAGUCCGCGGUCAAAUAGUACAUCUGCUGUCGAAGAAUCAAAACCAGACAGUUCCAGAUCGAGCGGUUCUUGUUGUACGUCUUCCUCUUCCUCCUUGACAACCUCCCUAACAACUGGUUAUACCUCUAUUAAACCCUAUACAUCAAGUUACAAACCAUACUAUCGUAGGCAACAAGAACAGAACGAACAGCGAGAGAAAUGGAAAGAAGAACUCAAAACAGACCUACUUCCUGCACCCAUUAAAACUCUACCGACACCAACAGUCACUGUGGGAACGUCAUCCACCUCGGCUUCUGUUUCCACGACGUCGGUCUCCUCGGUAACGACUCCAUCAUCAACAACAACAACAACUAGUGUUACCACGCCAACCAGUACAGUAUUAAAACCAGGUUUUAAAUCUUAUGAACCUCCGAAGAGAGACGAGGAAACGGAGACACAGAGACGAGUUAAAGCUAAACGAGCGAGAGAAACCAGGAGGUCAACACAGGGUGUGUCGUUGGAAGAUUUGGAAAAGGCGACAGGCGAAGUUAAAAAGAGUGAUGAUAAAAAUAAAGAUCAGAAAUUAUCUCAGGAUCAGACAGACGCUGCGAAUAGUCGAGUUAGUGCAAAUAUUCCUUCAAGUACUGAAGAUUCAACAACAUCUACACGUAGACGAGCGUGGGAUGAUAAAAAAGAUGAGGAAACGUCGUCUAGAAGUAGCAUACGAAGAACUCGUGAACCGAGAGAUACACUUGCUAACAGUACAGAUUAUACUUCUGCGUACAUACCUCGAAGUCAGCGAAAUGCUUUAUCAACGUCCGAUAUAAAUAAUACUAGUCUAGGGGGCAGCAGUAACCUGUCGCGUUCCAGUUCUACAAGAAGUAGAUUACGGAAUGGGGAAGUCGAAACAAAAGAAGUACCUAAAGAAAAUACAGAAGAAUCUAAAAGAGAUAAAAGUAACAGUGAACGUGGUGAUACACCAGAUGGAGAGAAAAAAGAAACAUCUGCUAUAAGAUCUCGACGAUUACGACGGGAACGUAGAUCAACUGGUAUUGUUGAUUAUAAUCCAGAGAAUGAAGAAGGUGAAAAAGAAAAAGAAAAUAAACCAGAUGAAGAUAAAAAAGAGUCAGAGGAUAUGGUUUUUGAUAAGUUAGCAGUUCUGCGUAACUCAUUGAGAAGAUAUAAUUUGUCAUCAAGACCGUAUUCAGGUAGUGGAACGUCGAGUUAUGGUACGUCUGAUAGUGGACGAUAUUCAUCACGACCUGCUAGCUCUUAUAAUGAAUAUUCACGCUCCACAACCUCAUUAGAUUCAGAUUAUAAAAAGUUAUAUGAAGAAGAGAAAUCCAGUAAUGAAAAAUUACGAAAGGAAUUAGAGCAGUGUAAACAAGAAUUAAGAGAUGCUAAGAAAGAAUUAGAUCGGGUCAUGAGAAAAAAUAAUGAUCGAACGGAAGUUACCAACGACAAACGGGAAAAACGAGCUUUAGAAAGAAAGUUAUCUGAAAUGGAGGAAGAACUUAAGAAAAUGGAAGUUUUAAAGAAUGACAAUGCCCGAUUGAAAGAAGAAAAUGGUGCUCUUAUUCGUGUUAUAAGUAAACUGUCGAAAUAGAUGAAAUAAAAUAACUCACUGCUUUGUAUUAACCAGCUCAAAAAGGUUUUUAAAAAAAAAAUAAAGAGACAGAAAAAAUGAUGAAAAAACGCUUCGUCACAGAUCACCAUCAUAGAUAACCUCUUCGCUCUUCCAUCAAACAUCAUUGAAAUCACCAUCUGCUACAGAGACUUACAGAUCUGGUCUACUUCAUCGCCACUCGCGAUUCGUCGCCAUUUUCUUUAUCUGGGUCACAUGUUGUUCCCUUAUCGGCCAAUCAGGACAUAGAUUCUAUCGUUCGAUCAGCAAUCAUCUUUGACGUUUAUGACAGAUGCGGUUUGAUCGAUUGAAUCUAGUGUCGAGUUAGUUUAGAGUUUCUCCCCCUCCUCCUCCUCCUUUCUAUCUAUCCUUACUUCUAUCCUUCCUUACCUCUUCGCUAUCCUUACUUCCUUCCUUUCUCGACUAUCUAUGACUGGAUAACCUAUUAUUAGACCCUUGAAGAGAUAAAUUCGGACAUAUCUAUUUAAACAUUAAUCGUUGUGAAAUAUGUUUCAAUUCAUAAUAAAUGUGCUUAAUAAGCACUCUUGAAUUCACGGCGCUGGUUUUGGAUAUAUUUGCAGUCAUGACCAACAGGGAAAUUGGCCAGCUGGAGAACCUUAAUGUCUGUCAAUGUAGACAUGACAAAAUUGAAAUUCCAAACACAAUAAAUAGGCCUACAGUUACAUUUAUAGUUUUUAUGAAUCCGAAUUGGAUUAAAACUAUUUUCAACGUAUGAAUAUAUCAGCUUUAAUUUGGGUUAUCCAGUCUUAAUUUAUUACUGUAGACAUAGUCAGCAAAACACCGUACAAAAUUUCAUCAAAAUUAUUGAAAGAAAUCGUCUUGAGGAUGAAAGAACAACAUACAAAAUGGCGCUUUCGUUGCAAGGUGCAACAAAUAAUUUUUAUGUAAAUUUGCACGAAUGCGGGUGACGCGAGUUUGAACUGUUCGAGAAUUUCAUGUGAUCUAUUUAUUCGUUUGAUUAAAAUGGUAAAAAAAAAGUUUAGGAGCGGAGAGAAAAAUAAAAAACCUUUUUGGUGGCUAUCAAUAACUUGUUCGUGAGUAAAUUUUACGAGAAUAACAUUAGGAAAUAAGAUUAAAAUUAAUUAAUUGUUACAUUGUAUUUUCGUACACUUUUGUCAUAUUUUAUUCAAAAUUUGUGGUGAUUUAUUGAAAAAUUAAAUGAAUUUAUGGCAAUUUCUUGCAGAUAUAAGAUAAUAGAUAAUACAUGUGCAGAGUGGCAUGUCAUUGAAAAAGCAUUCUAAGAGUUAUCCCCCUUUUUUUUACGAUUACAUAUAUAUUUAGAGUUCUUGUUUAUUGGUUGAUAGUUUUGGAACUUCUGAAUGAUUCAAAUUAAAACAUUUGCAUACAAUUUUCCAUAUGAAGAACUCUGAUUGGUUCAAAACAAAAAUUUGCAUACAAUUAUCCAUGUGAAGAACUCUGAUUGGUUCAAAACACAAUAUUUGCAUACAGUUGUCCAUGUGGAGAACACUGAUUGGUUCAAAACAAAAAUUUGCAUACAGUUGUCCAUGGGGAGAACUCUGGUUCAAAACAAAAUAUUUGCAUACAAUUAUCCAUGUGGAAAACUUGUGAUUGGCUUAAAAUAAAACAUUUGUAUAUAAUUGCCAUAUUGAUAAAAAAAAAAAAAACCCACCGAAUUAAGGCAAAUCACCAUUCUUGAUCUUGUGUUAUUAAUAAUAAUUAGAAUUAAAUUUAAAUAGAAUUGUUGAAGCUUUUGUUAAAUUAAACUUUGUGAAUUCCUGGGGUUUUUUUGCUAUUUUACUAAUCAAAUGGAUAGAUAUUAUCAAUGGAAUUCUUGUGGUUUAUGUGGAUUUAUAUUUUUUUCGUGUUGUAUGGUAAAAGAGUAUAUAGUAUCAGUCUGCGUUGCGUGCUCCGUGUGAUUUGGUAAUUGAAUAAAUAAAAAAUGUGAAAAUUAAUAUUUUUACACAAUCAUUAAAAACAUUAGUUAGCAACGAUUUAGAUUGACGAUAUUAUUGUCAAUAUUUUUUUACGUAAAUAGCUAUGUAUACAAUUAUAAUAAAUCUAUAAUAGGAAAAAUACUUAAAAAAAAUAUAUACAAAAUUUUAAAAAAAAACAAAAAACAGUGAUUUGCACUGUAUGUGUUUUGACUUACUCUAAUAUUUCUUUUUCUCCUCUUCUUUCGCUUUUCAAAAAUUGUAAAUCUUUUAGGUUUACUUUUUGAUUUUUUUUUUUUUUUUUUUCACAGUUUUCAAUCCAGGGAAAAAAAUCUUGGAUUAUCUCCCUUGAAUUGUUACUGUGAAUUACCUCCCUUGUAAGAAUAGAUUAUUUUUUGGUGUGUUGAUUACAGUGCUACGAAAACACAUGUGUUUUUUGUUGAGGAUCUUUUUAUUUCGAAUUAAAAAAAAAAAAAAAUCCUAUUCUUUAAGGGAGGCUUUUGUUUUUCUUGAUUUUCUUGGGGAGAUAUUUUUGAAUUUUAAAGAACUACAACUCUUGUAACUUAUAAAAAUUUGGCCUGAUAUUCGAAAGUGGAUACAACCAUGUUGACCUAGUUAUUUUCUAUUGGAGACGAUAGAUAAUAAGCAUAUAUGAGAAUAUGGUAUGUUUUUGUUUAAAAGUUUUUGUGUAAUGUGUACUAUAAGUAUAAUAUUCAUUUAGAUAAUAUGUGAAAUUAGUUUUUGUUCAUGAAAAAAAAAAAAAUGGUGGUUUAUUUAGUGAAAAAAAUGAAUGACUGGACGUCCAGUGAUAAAGAGGUAAGUCUUGUAUAUCCAGGCACACAACAUGACAAUAAUGUAUUGGCUUUAUUAUGUAAGAUAUAUAUAUGUUACCUUGGUGCUAAUUAGUUUAAGUUGUUGUAAUAUUAUUAUUAUUAUUAUUAUGGGAUGGAUACCAGUAGACAUAUAUUAAUAUUAUUAGGCAUUGAAGCAUAGAUACUGCUUACAUGUAGAAGUUCCACAACUUAAGGAAUAGCUUGACCAUUACCUUGAUAGUGUGGAGCUGAUUGUAUUAUUAUGGUGAAUAUUGAUUACACUUGUUGUCAGUUAACUUUGAUUGGUCUUAACAAAGGGUAGAUAACUCUUCAGGGAAGCAGGGAAGAUAACUCUUCAGGGAAGAUAACUCUUGUCUGUAUAAAUGCACAGUGUUACUAGUUAGCUAUAUUUACUCCUCGAAUGAGAAAUGUUAUCACAAUCAAAGUAUAUUGUAAAGUAAGAAAUAAAUGUGUUAUGUACGAACUAUCAACAAAUUCCUCUUCCAUGACAAUUUCCGUUAGAAAUAAUUCGGCGUGAGAAUGUGGAAUCGGUUGAUGUUUUUAUACGAUAAUUAAACUUGUGGGUUAUUGAUUUAUUCAAUGUACGAAUCACAGGGACUCUGAAAAAAAAACCUGGCCAGAAAUGUUAAUGACUGUGCUAAAUUCUUGCAUAUCGUAUGUAAUCAUUGAAUGAGAAUUACUAUUUAUUAGGGGGGGGGGGGGGGUAGUGGUUUAACGCGUGCUCAUAAAAAAUCAUAAAGUCUUUCAUUGAGUCAAGUGGUGUGGUUUCGAUUCCUAGCUUGUACGUGACAAGGAGUAAAAUCACAUGCCCAACCUUGUGGGUUUAUUCCGGGUCUUCCGGUUUCCUCCCACUGCUAAAGACCCCUAUGCACAAGCGAAUUAUUGAAAUGAAGUUGAACCAUAUGUUAGUUCCAAAAUGACCUAGUUUGUGUCGAGUGGGCGUUAAAACUCCAUUUUUCUCCUUAUGUUAGUCUCAAAAUGAUGGAGAAAUAUUCAACCCCAUCCCAUCUUUGCACAAAAAAGUCUCUCUGAUGUAUUUUGGUCGCCCUGGUUUCAAAUUUAAACUACUGUAGUAAUAAUGAACCCGUUGUAAUUUAGCCGAAAGUAGAUUGAUUUAUGAUAUCAUAGUGGUUGGUUCAUGGUUUUACCAAUUGACUUUUUCAACCAUCAAGCAAGUUAACCUGACAAUGAGCCAAUUAAAAUCCCUGCUUUGAAUACAUAUUUAUGACAAAAUCGUACUUACUGCAUUUAUUUCAAAUUUUACAGAAUUUACAUGACACAAGAAUUGAAUAUUUACACCAAGAGUUUGUUUGUGUGUAUAAAUUAAACAUGUAUUAUUAUUAUUAUUAUUAUUGUGUGUAAGACAUUACACAAUGGAUUUUUUUGUAUUUUUUUCAUGUAACUUAGAUUGUGUUGUGGUGAAGUUUACGUCCGUAAUGUGUACAAGAAUAUGGUUAUGUGUAUGUAGUAAAAUAUUAUAAAAGUUAUUGGCGAUUUGAAUGCAUUGAAAUCGGACAGAAUUGUCUGUUGAUGGACUUUAUUUAAGUCUUUGAAAAGAAGGAUUUUUUUCAUCGUUUGUUGAUUUGUAAUUAGGAAAAAAAACAAUAUUUAUGUCCUUGGCAGAUGUUCCUGUACUUCAAAAUUAUUUAAUACAUUUAGGACCUGCUGAACAAAUACCGAAUUGAAUUAAAUAUUAGGACCUGCUGAACAAAUACCAAAUUGAAUUGAAUAUUAAUUCAAAAGUGCUAUUAAAAAAAACCCUAUAAAUCUUGUAGUAUUUUUAUGUAAAGGAAAAUGAUUAAUUACAGAAUUCUGAUGUUUGAGUCAACUGACUUCACCUUUAACAAGACUGCGGGUGAAGGGAAUACUACGCCCUGUAUGGACUCUUUACUUUAUAAGAACAAGUGUUAGGGCUGUCUCUGUCUGUCAAUAGGGUUUAACAUCCGCUUCCACCUAGGGUGAUAUCGCAGACAAGAACAUUAUGGCUAGGUUCCUGUGUAUUUAUAUCCAAUAUAGAAACCUAAUUCAGUAAUUGCAUGUUAGUGUAAGUUUCGCACGUGCCUUUUUGCCUUGUAUAUUGUCAACUAUGAUGAACGUGUAUGCAUGCAUGCGUGCGUUGUUGAGUGUGUGUGUGUGUGUGUGUGCACACAUUUCAUUAUUAAGUGUGUCAGCCUUGAGAUUAUCAAACUGUAAAUUAUAAAUAGACAUUUAUUUUUUCAUUUCACGAUUUUUUUGCACCGUUUGUAAAUUGUAAAUAUGUAAAUAAGCGUGAGCGAAGACCGCAUGUAUAUAAGUAUGAUGUAUAUUUCCAUUGAGUAUAUUUAUUAUAGCUUGACCCCUUUUACGAUUAAUAUGUAACACAUGGUAUGUGCAUGUAUGUAUUUAAAACAAAUAGUCAUUUUACACGUGCAUUACAUGUGCAUGGUUAUAUAACAGUCAUAUUUCGUGUGUAUAACAUGUGUUUGUGUUGUAAUCUAUUAUUGAACAUGUGUCUUCAUGUUUAUUGCAGUGCUUAACAUUAAAUACAAAUGCAUGUGCAAUAAUUAUAAAGAAAGAGCAAAGUUGUUUGUGUGUGUGUGUGCGCAAGGGUUUGACUACAGAGAUUCAUAUAAGAGGAUUGUUUGUGAUGUAUCUCUCGUCAAGUCCCUGCGGUUUUGUUUAAUUUAAAUAUUCGUGAAUUACGUUAAUCUUAUAUAUUCCAUUUCUGUUUCAAACUUAAAAACUAUUGGAUGAAUAUAAUGAACAAGGUAUUGAAUGAACUUUGACCUUUAAGCCUUGUUCUAUAUUUAGACCUUGUUGGAAUAACCCAGGGAGCAAACAAGAUAAAAGCUAAAUUAACAAAGCAAAAGAAACCAAAGCGAAAGUAGAAAGUUGGAGAUCGAGUGUUGGUGUUAAGCUGAUGACUUUUAUACCCCAAUAAAAGUUUAUGAAGCUUGUCGUGUUGAUAACUUGUGGAUGGAAUUUAUUUUUUUAAAAAUAUUUGGUCUUCCCAUUUAUUUUUUCGAAUGAAAAUACGCUAUAUGAUUUUUAUUGAUAUUCUAAAAGAAGUUUUGACAUUGCUUGGUUUUGGUUUUUUGUUUGUCUUCCUGUGUUAAGAAAUGUUGGUACUGAUGUGUUACAGCAUUUCUCAUAGACUAAAACAUCCAGACAAAUAUUGAUUUAUUUAACUGGAUGUCUUGGACUACUGCAAGGUUUAACAAUCACAAAACGAAAAUUAUCUGAACAGGUGGACCAACAUGGUCGACUUUCAAACGGCGCAAGUUACAGACUUGAAAUGUUGUUAGAUAGGUGCUGACAUCUGGAUAGUAUGCACCAGUUGCUUCUCAUCUCGUCGGCUAAUGAUUUCGGCCAGAACAGACUUGCUCUAUGCGCAGCACUGAUCCUCCCGUCGACCCCCGGCUUUUUCGUCAUUCGUUGACGGGAGAUCACCUUUGCAUGUACUGACCUUUAUUGAUUUGCUUGACGUGACGAAGUUCGUCUCCUUGAAUGACAUGUUGGAUUCAAGGCUUGUAUAGUAUUAAUAUCGUCUUCGCCUUCCUGCAACGUGGCAUGUCUGUAACUCAAACUAACGCAGGACUCGACAUGCCCACACACAUCUCAUUCUCGUGACAAGGGGGGAUAACUCAUUCUGAAACAUCUGAUACCACUUCUGAGUGUCGAAAGACAGCUCAUUCUCGUGACAAGAAUGUUCAGGGCAUUAAACUAGAACGUUAUAGAGCAAGAAGAAUCUCAAAAUUAGCGUGUAUGGGAGUGGUGUUAGAUGUUCUGGGAAUGAUGUAUAUCCUGCCUAAAGUAUGAGACCUGUCGAUUGUCCAUUAAACUUCAAUUCGAGGCUGAAAAAUACAUAACACUUUUUGUGCCAUGUUUUUUAAGCCAUGAGUUGUUUUUUUGGCCAGUUGUGUCGGUAAUGUGUAUUGGUUUUCGAGUCCUGUAAAACUGCUAGUUGUUUUUGUCAUGCUCGAUAUCAUGUUUCUGUUGCUGCAGUCGGUGAUCUUUCGAGACAUUUGGUGUUGCUGUGAAACCAGCAGCUCCCCCUGCCUUUGAUUGACGUCGAUUGACUCGCCCCCUCGGAUGACAUGCUGGAUCCGGGGUUUACUUAAUGUUCAUCAUGCUACGAAAACAACUUGAACCAUUUACAAAUUUAUGUUUUUGUUUCGUUGUAAGCCUUUCUGAAAACUGGGUUAUCUCCCUUUGAUGUCUUUCUGAAGACAUGGACUUUAGAUAGCCUUGAACGAAGAGUUAUUAAAUGUUGAAAUCUUCCAUUUACCAGAUAUCUAGGCCAGUUUUAUUCUUUAAGGGGAGAUAACUCUCACAUGUGCAAUAAGGGGAGUUAAUCCAGUAUUCAGAAAGGUGUAUUUGUUUUGUCUGUUAUUAGUUAUAAUCCAUGUUAUUUGCAUUAGGGGUCUUGAUAUAAUAAAUAUCCCCCUAUAUGCAAAUAUCUAUCAGAUUAUACUUGUAUAUUUCACAAUAUUCAGAAAAUAGUUUUAGUAAUUUGUAGGACCGACACUGUCGAUCUCUCAGUGGAUUGUCUGACUGCUCUCAAAUUUUUCACAUCCUCUAAUAAGAAGACAGACAAAUCACGUCGUAGAUCUGUCACAAUUAGCUCGGCAUUAUUUCAAGCCCUGAUUGUCAUAGUCUUUUUUACGUUGAUCUCGACAGAACGAAAGAUAACAUCAAAUAUUUUGUGGCCGUUGUGUAAAAAAACAGACUGUUUUCUGAAUUUUGUGGAAUCAAAUGCACGUUCCUCUCUGUUUCCUUUCGUUGUUUUGACAAAUGAACGAUUAUGAAAGAGCUCUACCCUCUUCAUCCAUCGAUUCUUGGCGACAAUAGAAACGACGAGGAAAGCAUCUCUUAAUCCAUCUUAAUUUCAAAAAAAACAAAAACAUUUAAUUUUUUAAAUUAAGAUCGGAUUCUGUGUUUCAGGUUUAUUUGUCCUGCAUAAUAAUUCCAUAAGAUGAAUUAGAUAAUUUAGAUUUACGAACAUUGCAACAAAUAAUAACCAAGGCCACAAAAUAUUUGGGGGGGGGGGGGAAAUUAAAAAAACGUUCCUAUUCGCUUAUGGAAUUGUGAUGCAUAUUGUUGUUGUUUUUUUUGUAUACAAAUUUGUGAGAUGCAAUUCGCUUUUUGUUAAGAUGCCUAAAUUUAGACUGUGAUGUAAAACUAUGCUACUGGUAUCCAUUUUAAUUUAUCUUAUAUUCUGGAAGGAUCUUAGUUAAAAAUAUUUGAAUGUUGAAAAGCCAAUUACAGAUUGAUUAUGAUUGAUAUGCCAAGGGAGGUAACUUGUGAUAGAAGGGGCAUAACUCUUUGUAAAGAGGACAGCAAAAAUAGCAAUAUAUUUAUUGAACUUCUAGAAAUAGCAAUACACAAAAAACACAUACUUAUUCUAGAAAUAGGUUUACUGUCUAUUUUACGAAGAGGGAAGUAACUCUGACAGAAGGGACAUAAAACAGAAAUAUAUUAAUGAAACGGCUGUAAAGGGAUUUAAUGUUUAUUUAAUGCCACGGGAGAUAGCUCGAGUAGAAGAAACAUAAACUCCCUGCUCAGUAACUGGGACAGAAAAUAGCUACAUAUGUAUAAAAUUCUGCUAUAAAGAGUUUUGAUGUCUAUUUGACAUCAAGGGAGAUAACCCUGGCCGGCGGGACGUAACUCUCUGUUUGAGUAAAGAGGACGAAAAAUAGCAAUAUAUUUACGAAACUUCUGCUACAAGGGUUCACGUCCAUUUCAUAUCAAGGAAGAUAACUCUGUAGGGGGAGACAACUAAUGUGUCUUUAUUAUUCCCCUUGCGUAAUUAACAUAUUAAGAAUUUGAAUUGUGAUGAGAAUAUUCACCUGUAGAUAAUGUUUAGGAAUGUUGAUAUUUAUGUUGAUGUGCCUGGAUGAUAAAGACUAAUACUGGUCACUGGAUAAUAGUUAUAUAGAACCACCGACUGUGAAAGAACGAUAUUGGUAGGAAUGUAAAUUGAUAAAGAAACACUUAUAUCUAUUACUUUACCCUUGUAAUUAAAUAUGUUGUAUACUCCCA